Molecule: messenger RNA, 735 nt
Organism: Hypoxylon fragiforme
Lineage: Eukaryota; Fungi; Ascomycota; Sordariomycetes; Xylariales; Hypoxylaceae
Product: ubiquitin-conjugating enzyme/RWD-like protein
Exons: 3
Coding region: 1-735 (244 amino acids)
Biological process (GO): protein polyubiquitination; proteasome-mediated ubiquitin-dependent protein catabolic process
Molecular function (GO): ubiquitin conjugating enzyme activity
Source: RefSeq, a predicted model, not a curated record
AUGUCUAUGUCGAGACUGGGAGGUGGUGCUAAGCACCGUCUCAUGUCGGAGAUGCAGGAACUCUCCAAGGAGAAAUGGGUGAACAUCGACUUGGUCAACGGUAACAUCCUUCGCUGGCGGCUCGGACUCAUUGUCCUCAAUAACGACAGUGCCUUCAAUGGAGGCUACUUUAAGGCUGAGAUGACUUUCACCGACGAAUAUCCCUACCAACCCCCGACUUUCCGAUUCCUAAUUCCUAUCCAUCACCCGAAUAUAUAUCCUGAUGGCAGACUAUGCAUCUCUAUUCUCCAUACUCCAGGUGAGGAUCUUACCUCGGGAGAGCAGGCCAGUGAGCGCUGGUCGCCUUUGCAAGGUGUGGAAUCGGUCCUCCGAUCCGUCCUCCUGCUCUUAGAUGACCCGGAGAUUAACUCUCCCGCAAAUGUGGAUGCCGGUGUGAUGUAUCGGGACCAUCGGGCCCUUUACAACGAAAAGGCCAAAGAAAUCGUGGAAAAGUCCAAGAACGACAUUCCAGCUGACUUUGUCAUGCCAACCACUCUUGAGCCCCCGGCCCCGCCAAAAUCUGCGGACGAUGACGCUGCAUUCUGGGCUGAAAGCGACGAGGAGCUCGACUUUGGAGGCAGUGAUACUGGUGACGACGAAGAGGUGGAAUUUGAUGAAGAUGGUGAGGAUGAAGAUGGCGAGGACGAAGAUGAGGACGGAGAAGAUGAAGGCGCAAGCGACGAAAACAGCAACUAG